Molecule: messenger RNA, 3292 nt
Organism: Merops nubicus (carmine bee-eater)
Lineage: Eukaryota; Metazoa; Chordata; Aves; Coraciiformes; Meropidae
Gene: RIF1
Product: replication timing regulatory factor 1
Exons: 11
Biological process (GO): telomere maintenance
Cellular component (GO): nucleus
Source: RefSeq, a predicted model, not a curated record
GUGGUUUCCAUGAUGGAUGGUCUCACCCAUAUCAUAUCAGUUAUGAUUGACUGUGUCAACUUCUCACCAUAUGGUACCAAGUACCAGCCAAAAAACAGAUCACCACAGACACCUACAGAUUGGUCUAAGAAGAAGAAGGAGCCCCUUGGGAAGCUUGCUUCUCUGUUUAAACUCCUGGUGAUGUUACUGAACUCUUUCCAUGAGUUUAGUUCCCAAGAAGCCUGCUCAGAAACGUUGGUCUCCGUGGGCCCUUCCAUUGUUGCCAUUCUUCACAACAUCAUCAGCCACGUUUCCCUGCCAGCAGUGAUUGGGAGUAUGUUUGCAGCUUUUUCAAAACCCCUGGCAGUGUUUUAUGAAAGAACAGAGCUUCCUGAUGCAUCUGAAGUGUACAGUAACCUUAACAACCAGCUGGAAGAGCUGCUGGCCGAGAUCCUCCUGUGCUUACAGUCUCACUGCAGCGGCUCCUACGACCAGGAGCUGCUGGAGCAGCUUUCCCCACUGCUGGGCCUCGUGUUCCAGCACAGGAACAAACAGAUCCGCAGCCAGUGUGCCCAGUUCUGGAACACCACCUUUGCCAAGACUGCAUCCUUAACAUACCCUGAGGAGCUGAAAUCUGUGUUAAUUGAAGCCAAGAAGAAAAUGCCUCUCUUGCUGCCUGGCUUGGAAAACGUGGAGAUGGCCGAAGACAACAGCGGCCCGUUCUCUGACGCGGUGACAGGCAGCGAGGGUCAGGCUCCAGCUGUGGCUUCUAACCAGCAAACAGUGAGACGUUCGUUAAGACGACGGGUGGAGGCUGCAGAAAGCACAGCAGGUAGUCAGGAUGCAGAAGAUGGCCACCAAAAGAGAGGCAGACAUAAAGAUGAGGACUUGAGCUCAAAGAAGCCUCCUGAUUCAAAGGAAGAUAGCUUGAAGGCUGACCCAGAAGGUCAAGACUGUAGCUUGGGUGCAGCAGGUCAGAAGAAGACGGAACGCCCGCGAUACUACACGAGAAAAGCUUCCCAAGAAUUGUUUUCCAGCACAGAAAACUCAGAGGCUGAUGGCUCUGACACCAAGGAAGACAGCACGAGGAAGAGAAGAUACACCAGAGUGAAGAACAGAAGUGAUUCUCCUGAAGGGAAAUUGAAACAUCCACAGCCAGGAAGCCAGAGCCAUGAGGCGUCUUCCCAAGAAAGCAGAACCAAGAAGCUGUUGGACACGACUGAAGGUGACCUGAAAAUCCCAGGGGUUCCUGCAGGUGCUGGCAGAGCUGUGGGAGCUGCCAGCCCCAGGACUUCCCCCCGUGUGCAGGACACAAGUGUGGAGCUAACACAGAGUGGGAUGUUGGUGGAGUCUGACCAAAGCUGGAAACCAGAGGAGGAAAGUAAACACACUGAGAAGCAAAACCAUGCAGAAUGCUGUUGUUCAGACAUCCUGUCAGGAUCCAGUGCUUCAGGUGGGGAUGUCCUCCCCUUGCAUACACCCGAGUGUCAGCAAAGACAAAGUGGAAAGCCAAAAACACUAAGGACCUACUGCCACAGUGUUAAAGAUUCAGACCAAGAACUGAUGUCACUCACCCCAGCAGAAGGUGAGAACACGCCUGAAUGGAGCAAGCCCCAAAGCACCAGCCCAGAGCAGAGCUCCCUGAGGAUAUUAGAGGUGUCUGGUAACUUACCUUUGGGUGAGAGCUUGUUCAUGGCACCUUAUGCCAUGAGCACUCCACUGCAGCCUCUGAAGGAACCUGUGACGUUUAGCUUGGGAGGAGAAGGAACACCUGGAGAUAACCUGCAAGGGAGCAUUGUUAAGGAAGAGGAUCUGGUGAAGCCAGAAUCUGUUGCAGGUGAAAUAGCUGCUGCCUAUGUAGUAAAAGAAGAACCUGCUGAGGAAGUUGGUCUGAUGAAGCCAGAGUCUGUUGCAGGUGAAAUAACUGUUGCCUACACUGUAAAGGAAGAACCUGUUGAUGAGAGCGGCCAAACUGACCUGUGUCUGUCUGCCUGUGUUGUGGAUGGACCUGGAGACAGUCUGGCUGUGGGGGGUCAGAGUGAAGGACCAGCUGCUCCAGGACAGGAAGCAGUCAGUCAGAAUGGACCACUGGAGGAGAUGCCUGAGGCACAGACCGCUUGCAAACUGGAGAAGACAGAGCUGGACGAGCCAGCAGGCGGCCAGGACAAUGAGAGCCCUGUGGGGGAAAGGGGCGUUGCUGGGGAUGAUGGGGAGCUGAAGGAGGAGGCGGGGACAGUGGUGCUGGUCCUGUACCCAGUGGAGGUGGGAGGAGGCCCCAGCGUGGGCUCCCUUGAGCAGGUGGCAGCUCAGGACCCCCCGGCCACCGAGAGCCCCGGGGAGGCGCAGGGGCGCUGCGUCUGGUCUCCCUCUGCCUCUCCCUCCACCAGCAUCUUGAAGAGAGGUGCAAAAAGAGGCCAAGAGGACAACUCCCCAUCACCUGCCAACAAGGUCCGUCGUGUCUCCUUUGCAAACCCCAUCUACCAGGAAGGGGUGGCGGAUGACAUCGACAGGAGCCCUGUUGUCAGGUUCCAUUUGUCACCAUCUUCCAGAACUCCUAAAUCUUUGCCUGGUGUUCAGAGCAAGACUAUCACCACUCCAUCCAAAGGAUUCCUGUCCCCAAGACUUCGUAACGCUAAGUUUGGAAGCUCAAAGAAGUGUUUAGUAAGAAGUAUGGCCAAGGGGUCGCUGCCAUCCCCCACGGGGUGUGUGUACCCUGCCCUGGUCAGCUGCACAGCACCCAUCGGCGUCAUCCUGCCCCGCAUCACAUCCAACAUCUGUGCCAGUGGGUUGGGGCAGCUCAUUCGAGCAAAGAACAUCAAGACAGUGGGUGACCUGAGUUCUCUGACAGCAUCAGAAGUCAAAACUCUUCCCAUCCGCUCUCCCAAGGUUGCCAACGUUAAAAAGGCCCUUCAAGGAUAUUAUGAGCAACAGGUAAAAUCUCAGGGCUCGGAGGAGGUCAUUGUCAUCGAGGAUGCAACGAGUCCCCUGAGGAGAGGCGGGGAUGUCAGCGAGGCCCAGGACGGGGCCCUGCCGGAGAACGGGGCCCUGCCGGAGAACGGGGCUUUGACAGAGAACCGGGCCCUGCCGGAGAACGGGGCCUUGACAGAGAGUGGGGCCCUGCCAGACAAUGGGACCCUGCCGGUGGAGAACAUGGCCCUGCCAGAGAAAGGGGCCCUGCCAUCAGAGAACGGGGCCCUGCUGGUAGAGAACGUGGCCCUGCCAGAGAACGGGGUACUGCCAUCGGAAAAUGGGGCCCUGCCAGAGAAGCUGGAGAAUGGGGCCCUGCCAGAGAAUGUGGCCCUGCUGGCGGGAG